AACGGCCUGAAAAAACAAUUUGGGUCGCAGAAUACAACGACCUGCCAAGGGUGUGGUCACUAUACAGUCAAAAUGAAAAGUUUACGGCGUGACUUCUCGUCGAAUCCGCAGGCAGCAAAUGUCACCAGCAAAGUCUUCGUGAGAUCCACGAAAAGCGGAAAAGUUCAAAAGAUUGUUCGCGAACUUUACCUCAGACAAGACAUUCCUUGCUCGUCAAAGCUUUGCUCGACAUGCGCCUCUACUGCGCCAGCGGAUGCUAAUGGAAAUAUCACGCCUUUCGUGCUCUCGGAGCAGCCCGCGGGCACCAGCGCUUUCCCCCGCGGCCACUACCUUGUCCCCGAUACGAAUGCGUUGCUGAAUGGCAUGGAUCUUUUCGAACAUACCGGAGCCUUCUACGAUGUUAUCAUCCUCCAAACCGUCCUCGAAGAAUUGAAGAACCAGUCCCUACCCCUCUACAACCGCCUGCUCUCUCUGAUCAAGACCGACGAAAAGCGGUUCUAUCUCUUCUUCAAUGAGUUCCGACUGGAGACCCACGUCCGGCGAGGACCCGAUGAGUCGAUAAAUGACAGAAAUGACCGAGCUGUGCGAACAGUGGCCAAGUGGUAUGCGGAACAUCUCAAGACCACGGUGAAGAAGGGGAAGAAGAACGACAUCCCGGCUAUCGUUGUCAUCACGGACGACAAGGAAAACUUGCGCAAAGCAAAGGAGGAAGACGUGACCGCAUUGUCACUGUCAGACUAUGUGUCCGGCCUAGAAGACUCUGAUAGACUACUUGAUAUGAUCAACGAGUCUCGGGAGGCAAGGGAAGCGAAGGGCGCACGCGGCGAACUUUUCUACCCCGAAUACUACUCGAUGUCCAAGCUUAUGACAGGCAUUAGAGCUGGAACUUUGCACCAGGGUGUCUUCAAUGUUUCGCCUUACAACUAUUUGGAGGGCUCUGUCAAUGUUCCGGCGUUCGACAAGCCCUUGCUCAUUCUGGGUCGUGAUAACAGUAACAGAGCCAUCUCUGGAGAUGUGGUUGUUAUUGAAGUACUUCCCAAGGACCAAUGGAAGUCGCCAUCUACCAAGAUCGUCGAUGAAGAGGCGGUCACCAAGAACGACAACCCUGAUACCGAUGAUACCGAGGCAGUGGUGUCGGAGAGGGAACGGAAGGCCUUGCAAGAAGAGGUCAGGAAAGCUCAUGGGAAAAGCUCGGAGGGAAAGCCGCAACCGACAGCCAAGGUGGUUGGAGUCAUGAAACGCAACUGGCGCCAAUAUGUCGGACAUGUCGAUGCCGGUUCGGCAGGUGCUCAGGCUAGCAGCGGUCGCCGCCAGCAGACCGUCUUCGUCCUCCCUAUGGACAAGCGUGUACCGAAGAUCCGAGUCCGUACUAGACAAGCUGGUGAUCUUAUGGGCCAACGUAUUCUUGUCACCAUCGACGCCUGGGAUCGCGAUUCCCGAUACCCCACCGGUCAUUUCAUUCGCUCACUAGGAGAACUGGAGACUAAGGGUGCGGAGACAGAGGCUCUGCUCCUUGAGUAUGACGUUCAGUACAAGCCAUUCCCGAAGGCUGUUCUCGACUGUCUUCCCGCCGAGGGUCAUGACUGGCGGGUACCGGCUAGCAAGGAUAAUAUUGGCUGGAAGGGACGGAGGGAUCUGAGAGAUCUCCUCAUCUGCAGUAUCGACCCCCCAGGCUGCCAAGAUAUUGAUGACGCGCUUCAUGCACGGCCAUUACCGAACGGCAACUUCGAAGUCGGUGUCCACAUUGCAGAUGUGUCUCACUUCGUCAAGCCGAACAAUGCAAUGGACCUGGAGGCCAGUCUCCGUGGAACAACAGUCUACCUAGUCGACAAGCGUAUCGAUAUGCUGCCCCAUCUUCUCGGUACAGACCUUUGUUCCCUCAAGCCCUACGUCGAGCGGUACGCUUUCUCUGUCCUGUGGGAGAUGACACCCAACGCAGAAGUGGUAUCUGCAGACUUCACCAAAUCGGUCAUUCGCUCUCGUGAAGCCUUCAGUUACGAGAAGGCCCAGAAGCGCAUUGAUGAUCCUACGCAGAAAGACGAACUUACCGAAAGCAUGCGCACUCUGCUCCGCUUCUCCAAGAUCCUCCGACAGAAGCGCAUGGAUGCGGGUGCUUUGAACCUCGCCUCGCCCGAAGUCCGCAUCGAAACCGACAACGACGAGGUGGGCGAUCCUCUCACGGACGUUAAGACGAAGGCCAUGCUCGAGACCAACAGUCUCGUUGAGGAAUUCAUGCUUCACGCCAACAUUACAGUUGCUUCCAAGAUCUACAGCACCUUCUCUCAGACCGCCAUGCUCCGACGCCACGCCACCCCUCCCCCUCAAAACUUCGAAGAGCUCAUCAACCAACUCACCAAGAAGCGCGACAUGAGAUUGGACGUGUCCAGCUCUCGUGCCCUCGCCGACUCCCUUGACCGUUGUGUUGACGAGAAGAACCCUUUCUUCAACACCUUGGUCCGCAUUCUCGCCACCCGUUGCAUGACAUCCGCAGAGUACUUCUGCGCAGGCGCCCACGCAGAGUCCGAAUUCCGUCACUACGGUCUAGCCUCACCCAUCUACACACACUUCACCUCCCCCAUCAGACGUUACGCAGAUCUCUUAGUCCACCGCCAACUCGCGUCAGCAAUUGGCUACGAGGGCGAAGAUGGCCGCGCCGUCGUAGAGGGAGUGAUGACCCGGAACAGACUCGAAGAUAUCUGCCGGAACAUUAACUACCGUCAUCGCAACGCCCAGUUCGCCGGCCGCGCCAGCAUCGAAUACUACGUUGGACAGGCGCUCAAGGCACGCGGAGAGAAGAUGGCAGCCGAUGGCGUGGACGGCGGCAUUGAAGAGGAGGGCUACGUCAUGCGUGUCUUCGAGAACGGCGUUGUUGUAUUCGUUCCGCGGUUCGGUAUCGAGGGCGUGGUUCGCUUGGAGGAUUUCGUCCUUCCGGAUGACGCUGCUCUCCGCACCGUCGACGAGCGACGGGAGCUGGUGACGCGCCGACAGAGCGACUUCGACAAUGAAGAGUACACUCUUCGCGUUUCCAACAAAGGAAACUCCGAGUCAGGGCCCAGCAUGUCUGUGGAACUGUUCCAGAAGGUCAAUGUCAACGUUAGCUCUGUCAAGGAAGAAGGUGGUCGCGGCGCAGGAAAGAGGCGGGUUAGAAUCCUGAUUCUGGGAAGCGAUGCCUAGACUGGAGAGAAAAGUUACUAAAAUAAUGACAUGACUACAAUCAUUCUGGUUUGCAAAAUUCACUAUGACUAGAAGGCGUCUAUCGGUGCUUUAUGUAGAUUCAUUGUAUAUAUGUAUGUAUGCCUCUUAUGUACUUCUAUGCUAGUCUAGAAUGGUAAUCUAGACAUCCUAUGCU
Molecule: messenger RNA, 3349 nt
Organism: Aspergillus vadensis CBS 113365
Lineage: Eukaryota; Fungi; Ascomycota; Eurotiomycetes; Eurotiales; Aspergillaceae
Product: exosome catalytic subunit DIS3
Exons: 2
Coding region: 73-3174 (1033 amino acids)
Biological process (GO): rRNA catabolic process
Cellular component (GO): nuclear exosome (RNase complex); cytoplasmic exosome (RNase complex)
Molecular function (GO): 3'-5'-RNA exonuclease activity; endonuclease activity; RNA binding
Source: RefSeq, a predicted model, not a curated record